AUGGAUACCGAUUUCGACGAAACAUAUAUUCUACUUCUCCUCGCAGACUCUAAUCUACCUACGGGCUCAUUCGUCGCGUCCUCUGGGUUCGAGUCCUACGGAACGCACGGAUUCCUUUCUAUCUCAUCCGCGUCAAGCGCGGGGAAGGGAAGAGCAACUAUAACGGGCACAGUUGACUUCAUUCAAGACAGCCUGCAUACCUACGCCCGAAGCGCGCUUCCUUUUGUUUCGGACGCCUAUCGCAUAGUAGAUGCAUUUAAAGAUCUCAAGGGCAAGCCAGAGAUCGAACAUGACACUACAAUCAAGAAGUUGCUCGAGCUGGACGAGCUUUACGAAACUAUGACGCUCAAUCAUGUAGCUAAGCGCGCCUCGAAAGCACAGGGGGUAGCACUCCUCACACUGUACGCAAAAGGGUUUGCUUGCCCUUCAGGCCUCGGCGAUGAAGACCACCUCUCAAAGAGCUUGGCCAUCCUUAUCGAUCGUCUGAAACUGAUGGUUCGCGGAGAAGAGACGCAUGGCCAUCUGCCCGUGUGCUGGGGCGUACUGACCGGUGCUCUUGGGAUAUCACUUCUGCGAGCUCAGCACCUUUUUCUGUUUCUUCAUGCACGUUCACUUCUGUCCUCAGCUGUUCGCUUAAAUACAAUAGGACCCUACAGUUCACAGCAACUUUUGCUUCACUCAGUGAGACCCCUGGUCGAGGCGGAGGUGUCGCAGAAUAAGGAUAUACGAACUGGGAUUUUCGUGGACAUGCACCACAACGAUGCAGAUAAUCGGCCUGCUACGACAUGGCCCCUUGGCGAAAUACUCGCUGUUCGACAUGAUUUGCAGCACUCGAGAAUAUUCAAUAGCUGA
Suillus subaureus is the source of this 852-nucleotide messenger RNA. RefSeq names its product UreF-domain-containing protein. The coding region runs from base 1 to 852 and encodes 283 amino acids. Lineage: Eukaryota; Fungi; Basidiomycota; Agaricomycetes; Boletales; Suillaceae. Gene Ontology annotation, molecular function: nickel cation binding. The record is from RefSeq and is a predicted model, not a curated record. The transcript has 2 exons.